AUGCAACAGGCAGCACAGGCACGGGCAGCAGUAGAGCGCACGAGGGCGCGGGCAGCAGCAGGGCGCACGAGGGCGCGAGCAGCAGCAGGGCGCACGAGGGCGCAAGCAGCAGCAGAGCAGAGCGGACGAGGGCGCAAGCAGCAGCAGAGUAGAGCGCACGAGGGCGCGGGUGAGACAGAGUGCACGAGGGCGCAGGCAGCAGCAGGGUGCACGAGGGCGCGAGCAGCAGCAGGGCGCACGAGGGCGCAAGCAGCAGCAGAGCAGAGCGCACGAGGGCGCGAGCAGCAGCAGGGCGCACGAGGGCGCAAGCAGCAGCAGAGCAGAGCGCACGAGGGCGCAAGCAGCAGCAGAGCAGAGCGCACGAGGGCGCGAGCAGCAGCAGGGCGCACGAGGGCGCAAGCAGCAGCAGAGCAGAGCGCACGAGGGCGCAAGCAGCAGCAGAGCAGAGCGCACGAGGGCGCAAGCAGCAACAGAGUAGAGCGCACGAGGGCGCGGGUGAGACAGAGCGCACGAGGGCGCAGGCAGGAGCAGGGCGCACGAGGGCGCGAGCAGCAGCAGGGCGCACGAGGGCGCAAGCAACAACAGAGCAGAGCGCACGAGGGCGCAAGCAGCAGCAGAGCAGAGCGCACGAGGGCGCGAGCAGCAGCAGGGCGCACGAGGGCGCAAGCAGCAGCAGAGCAGAGCGCACGAGGGCGCAAGCAGCAGCAGAGCAGAGCGCACGAGGGCGCAAGCAGCAGCAGAGUAGAGCGCACGAGGGCCGCGACUGCGGAAGCAGAGGGGGAGGCGGCGGAAAGAAGAAGAAAUCUCGAAAACGGAAGGGAGGAGGGACGGGGAAGGGUUUGGGAUGAGGUUCGGGAAGUGGAUCGGAAAGCUGAGGCGCGGGGCGGGGUGGCUUUAGCGGACGGCGAUGAAGAUAUGAGCGGGUACGGAGUGGCGUCGGCGGAGAAUCUGCGCAACGCGAAGCAGAUCGCGAACGCGAUUCUCAACGGGCGGCUCUUCGCGGGCAUGAGCCGCGGGAAACGGCACUGGGCGGGGGACGACGCUGGGGAGAGUGGCGGAGAGGAUGGGGGAGUGGGAGAACGCGUGGGGGGAAGGAAGGAGAGGCGCGGGGAGGGGCGCGGGGCGGGGGGAGACGACGAGGAGCAAGAGGAGGAAUGGCGGAGGAGUUUCCGCGAGAGGGGAUGGCGGCCGGGAUUCAGGGGUUUGGGGGACUGGUUGGGGGAGGCGGGCGGGGGGCCGGCGGAGGAGGAGGGGCAGGUGCCGGUGGAGAAGCAGCGGUUUGCGCGCGUGCCGCUGGUGGGCGCGCCGAACGCGGGGAAGUCCGCCCUGAUGAACCGCCUGGUGGGGGUGAAGAUAUCAGCAGUAUCGCGCAAGACCAACACGAUGCAGAGGGAGGUGGUGGGCAUUCGCACCACCGGCCCCACACAGCUGGUGUUUCACGACACGCGAGGGCUGACAGUGGCGGUGCCAUCGCAGCCGCUGUCAGCAACUCAGCGCCAGGGUUCUCUUCUCGCAUCGUCUGCUGUCCUGCACUGCAAUGUGGUGGCGCUCGUCAUUGAUGCCGACCACCAGAUCAGGAGGUGCGUGAGUGAGGAGGGGGUGCAAGGAGGAGGGUGGUUGGGGAGUGGGUGCAAGGAGGAGGGGUCGCUGCUCGCGUCAUCCGCUGCUCUGCACUGUCAUGUGGUGGCGCUGGUCAUUGAUGCCGACCGCCAGAUCAGGAGGCCGGACCCGCGGGUGCGGCGGAUGGUGGGGGUGGUGGGGGCGGAGCGGAGGGAGGGGCAGCAGCGCGUGGCGGUGUUGAACAAGGUGGAUCUGGUGAAGGACAAGCGCCUGCUGCUGCCGCUCGCACAGGAGCUCAGCGCUUUCCACUCCAUCGAAAGGGUGUUCAUGGUAUCCGCAUUGCAGGACAAGGGCGUCAACCUACUGGAGGAAUAUCUCUUCGACCAUGCGGUGCAGGCGCCGUGGGAGGAGGACCCUCGCCUGCGCACAGACCAGUCCCCGGAGCAGCUGGCCAUGCAGAUCGUGAGGGAGCUGCUGCUGCACCGCAUGCACCAGGAGGUGCCGUAUGCCAUAGAGCACCGCCACGUGUCGUGCUCUGUGCUCAAGGACGGGUCGCUGCGCAUAGAGCAGCUGCUGCUCGUGCACUCCAACGCACAGAGGGCCAUGCUCGUUGGCAAGGCCGGACAAGUCGUGCGUGAUGCAGUUCCAUAG
Messenger RNA from Closterium sp. NIES-65, 2211 nucleotides. NCBI's taxonomy places the organism in Eukaryota, Viridiplantae, Streptophyta, Zygnematophyceae, Desmidiales, Closteriaceae. The record is from the annotation of a GenBank genome assembly.